Molecule: messenger RNA, 810 nt
Organism: Botrytis sinoallii
Lineage: Eukaryota; Fungi; Ascomycota; Leotiomycetes; Helotiales; Sclerotiniaceae
Exons: 2
Coding region: 1-810 (269 amino acids)
Cellular component (GO): endoplasmic reticulum
Molecular function (GO): misfolded protein binding; protein-folding chaperone binding
Source: RefSeq, a predicted model, not a curated record
AUGCCUUUGGUCCCAGAUUUUGAUCUUUACGAGGCUUUUGAGGUCCCCAAGGAUGCAUCCGCACAAGAUAUCACAGCGUCGUACCGUCGACUAGCAAGAGUCCACCAUCCAGAUAAGAAUCUUGACAAUACCAAUGCCACUGCCAAAUUUCAAAAGGUGCAAGCUGCUUACGAAAUACUCUCUGAUGAGCGUCAACGCAGAGAGUAUGACCAACCAGUUCUUUCCAACCUAUCUAGUGGAUUCGGAGAGCAGUACCACCAACGAGAAAACUAUGAGUAUGAGUAUGAUGAGAUGGAGGAGAUGAUGUUCGACCAGUUUUUCCGCAUGUUCUUUACUCGCGCAUCACGAAGACCCAGCUAUGACCGAUAUGCUGAGUUCGAGGCUGAAAUGGAGCGUAUAGAACGCGAAGAUAAAUUGAGGAGAGAAGCAGAGGCUGCCUGGGAAGCUAACCAAGCUGCUGCCCGACUCGAAAGAGCGAGGCGAAACGCUGCCGAAAAGGCCAAACGUGACGCCAAAGCCGAGGUAAGGAAAACAACGGAAGACGCUGCAGCUAGUCUGAAAGAGAAGAUUGAGAUGGAAUAUAAGUUGAAGAUGGAACUCAUAUUUUCUGCCAACGGUUGUGUCACGGAUGCUGAGAAGCAAGUAUGCUGCGAGCAUUGUUCUUUUUGGCCAAAGGAACAAAUGAAGAAGAAGUUCAAUUGCUUGACUUGUGGCCAGAAGAGAGGCAUGACACAAUAUAAAUGCCCAUACUGCGCCUUGAUCAUCUGUCAGUUGUGUCUUAGUGCAAAACGGUUCACAAAGAAACUCUAG